GGGAAGGUCACCGGGAGCGACCCCGGGACCGGCGCCGGGACCAUGCUGCGGCCCAGAGCGGCCGCUCUCCUUUCGCUGAUGAGGGCGGCAGGGGGCGGCCGUCGGUACCGGGACCCCUCGCGGGGGGCGCGGGUUCCGUCGCUCUGCUCCGCGCCCCCCCCGCAGCCGGUGAUCGCCGCCAAGGAGCCGUUCCCGGUGGAGCUGCAGGCGGGGAAAACCUACGGCUGGUGCGCCUGCGGGCACAGCAAGCGCCAGCCCUUCUGUGAUGGUUCCCACAAGAAGGAGGCCCCGGGGCUGUCCUCGCUGCGCUUCGCCCCCACCCAAACCGGCCCCGCGCUGCUCUGCGGCUGCAAACGCACCCGGAGCCCCCCGUACUGCGACGGCUCCCACCGGGAGGACGCGGUGCAGGCGGCGCCGCUGCCCCCCCGCUCCUGAGCGGGGCUCGGCAGCACCGGCAGCACUGGGAUCCCCAUCCCGACCUCGUCAUGGCCGCACGGGGGGGAGGAGAGGCUCCAAACCCCAAUGAAAUCCUGAUUCUGGAACGCCGGGAGCCGCCCCGGACCCCAAACCAGCCCCUGGACAGUGGGAUUUGAGGGAGGGGCCUAGAGCUGUGAGAGCCCUGGGGUGGGGCACCUGUGGGGUUUGGAAUGGGGGAACCUGUGGGAUUUGGGAUGCAGAGGCCAAUGGGAUUUGGGCAGGAGGAGCCUGUGGGGUUUGAGAUGAAGGGACCUGCAGGACGUAGGGUUUGGCAGGAGGCUCUGUGGGAUUUGGGCUCUGUGGGAUCUGUGGGAUUUGGAAUGGAGACACCAAUGGGAUUUGGCAGGAAGCUCUGUGGGAUCUUUCAGGAGGCUCUGGGCAGCUGCCCCUGUGGUGUUUGUUCAUUUCCAAAGCCGGUUUGCAAAGGUUGAACCGAAGAGAAGCCCUGGAGAACGGGAUUAUUACCAGGAAUUGGGAUCGUUUCCAGAGAUUGGGAUCAUCAACAGGACAAUAAACGUGACCUGAACACA
Messenger RNA from Melospiza melodia melodia, 1007 nucleotides. RefSeq names its product CDGSH iron sulfur domain 3 (gene CISD3). Gene Ontology annotation, molecular function: 2 iron, 2 sulfur cluster binding. Gene Ontology annotation, cellular component: mitochondrion. The record is from RefSeq and is a predicted model, not a curated record. The transcript is spliced from 2 exons. Lineage: Eukaryota; Metazoa; Chordata; Aves; Passeriformes; Passerellidae. Bases 43 to 435 code for a protein of 130 amino acids.